Messenger RNA from Frankliniella occidentalis (western flower thrips), 16726 nucleotides. RefSeq names its product baculoviral IAP repeat-containing protein 6 (gene Bruce). Lineage: Eukaryota; Metazoa; Arthropoda; Insecta; Thysanoptera; Thripidae. Gene Ontology annotation, biological process: negative regulation of apoptotic process; regulation of cytokinesis; apoptotic process. Gene Ontology annotation, cellular component: nucleus. Gene Ontology annotation, molecular function: cysteine-type endopeptidase inhibitor activity; ubiquitin conjugating enzyme activity. The record is from RefSeq and is a predicted model, not a curated record.
UGUCAUGGGAGGAAUGACUGGACACUCUGUUUUUCCAGAAUAUUGAAGAAUGUAAAGAAUUGUUACAAGACACUGUUCAUUGCAUGGUUCGGAAAAAAAUAUGCACCUUCAAUUCAAAAAAACUGAAUCUAGUGACGAAUGUAUCAUUCUUUAAACCCGACUUUUAAGUUCGUCCAACGAUCAAGUCAGUGGUGGUUGGGUAUUGACGUAUGAUCACAUGACCCAUGUACCGGGCUAGAACAGCUAGAAGUCUUGGAUAGAAAGAACUGAUGGAGCAAAAUGGCUGACGAAGAUCCACGGAUUUUGAGUGAAGAUGGUUUUUUAAAUGCUGAUACAGAGUCUAAAAGUGUUAUUUGUCAUCCCAACUUGAAUGUAAUUCUUCUUGUAACUAAGUCGAAUGAACUAAUUGUCAUAGAUGUUAACUCUGGGUCAGUUCUGCAAAGAAGUUCCCUAUCAGCUAAAUGGCAAGGAGAUGUUAGAGGAGUUUACAUACCUGGAACUGACAAACUUCUCUUGACUGAUGGAGCUGCAGUUGGUGUGAGAAGUGAUUACAAUGGAGUUCUUUUAUUGGACACUAUUCUUCAACCUCCUGUUCAGAAAUCUGAUGAUGUUGUCAGAUUGGAGCUUCUGCAUACAGAGGCUGUCUUACUUCAGCGAUGUCUUAAACAAUUUGAACUUCGGGGAGUGUACCAAACAGCCGAGGUGCUGCAAGAGCUCACCAAUCGCACAAAGGAGUCUCAAGCUAACCCAAGGAAAACCAUUAAAUCACAAAAAUGGAACACAGUUUGCUUGGAACUUCCUCAUAGUUCAUUGAAAGCUGUUUGUUCUGGUCUAGUUAGUGAGUUGAAGCGCCAGAAUCAACAUCUUCCAGUGCUUCCUCUAGCCUCAGCUUUAAAUGAACGUUUGAAUUCUCUUCUACCAAGUCUAGCCUUAGAAAAUGUGGGAACACCUGCUGAAAGAAAUUUUAUGCACAGUGAGGCAGCCCGUAGAGAAACAUUCUCUAAAUGGCCCCAUAUGAAUUACAAAUGGGCUCUCCCAGACCAAAUGGCUCAGGCCGGGUUUUUUCAUCAGCCGAAUUCAGCUGGUGAUGAUCGAGCGAUGUGUUUUACAUGUAUAGUUUGCCUUGUCUGCUGGGAACCAACUGAUGAACCUUGGUCUGAACAUGAGCGCCAUUCCCCUUCUUGUCCAUUUGUUAAAGGAGAGUAUACUCAAAAUGUACCUCUCUCUGUAACAUAUGCAACAGCCCCAGCAGCCCCUUUAGCUUGUACUAGUAAUUCUGAUCAGACUGAGGAGAGUCAGGCUGAUGAAGUAGUACUUGGAACAUCCAGUGCACCGGAAUUGGCUGUUACGUUCAGUUCGAGAGGGGGGGUAAAUAUUUGGAAUGUGAAACGUCAACUUAAGAGUGAAGCAACCAUUCUUGUAACGGGAGGAGAGCAAGUGCUAAGACAUGUUCAGCAAGAGGAACACCAUCAAUUCAAUGAGAAAAUUAGACCUAAUAAACCUCAAAGAACAGAUGGGAACAGUGUUGCUGAUGAAACAUUAGACCCAAAGCCAGAAAGGGACCAUAGUGACUGUGAUUCUUAUGCUGAUGUGCCAAAACCCCCCCGGGAAGCUUGGUUGAGGGCAGAUAUUAAUAGUGAAUCUGAGAAUAUGGAAGAAUCUGCUUUAGAGUCUAUAACAGAUGUGUAUGUGCCAAAAGACAACCAAGUUGAAGUGAGUGCAGCAAGCACUGUUGGAGGCUGUCAUCCUAAAAAGACAAGCCCUCAGCUGCAGCCUGUUGCUGUAGUUGGUGUUGAAGUUUACCCGACCUGUGUCAAAUGUCCACGGAAAGACCCUCCCACAUGGGGUGGAAGCUGUGAUGUAGUUCGAAUUAUGAAUGAUGCAAAUCAAGCUAGCAAAUGUGAAGGGGGUUCAUUAGAUAUUAUGAAAGUAAGUCAAGACCCAAGUCUGGCCUGCUCCUCACCUCAUCAAGAACAGCUUCGGGAGUGCUCUUCUUACUUAAUUGUGUACGAUUUGUACCCCUCUCCGUCUGUCGAUGAUUGUGAGGACGACGAUGGUGGGAACAGUGGUGGCAGCUAUGCAAGUACCAACAACAGUGGCAAUGGUGCAAGUGCACCCACUAGUGGUUUGAGUUCUGGUGGAGCUGCCCCAGGCCUUGGCAAUGGUAAUGGUAGUGGCAGUAACAGCGGUAGUGGGAAAAAAAUUGAUAAAAGUGUCACCACACAAGCCAGUGGAAAUGUCAAAAAAUAUGUGUCAGGAACUGGAACAAGUGCAUCAUCCUCAUCAGGAACUAGACAAGAGAACAUGUAUCAAGAGCUGUUCUUACCUAAAUUCCUUUAUGGUCCACCAGUAGUCCAGGACGGACAGGGAAGCGUUAUAAUUACUGCUGAUCCUGAUCCUUUGGAUGGUCUAGAUUUUUCACCACCCGGUAGUGUGUUUUCAGCCCCAGAUUAUACUCUAAACAUGCUGCAAGUAACUCUUGGAAAUUCCAAUCCUGGCACAAUUAUAAAUCAAAUGAAGAAAAUCAGUGCCAAGAAGUGUAUGUCAGCCCUUCCCCCUAUCAUUUCUCAGGAAACCCCCAAAACCAAGCAGUUUGAGCCUUUAGCAGUUCAGUGCAUUGCUGUCCCAGUUGGAUUUAAAAUUCAUUCUAUUCACCCCACAAAAGAUGGAGGCCACAUUUUAGUAGUUCUUGUUCAUAGAAGCUGUGGGGACUCUCCUUAUGAUGAUGCAUCUGCAAUGGACGUUGAUGGAGAUGACAUUGCUCAAAAGAUUACCGGACCUUCCAGUAUGCUACUGCUUUAUUCACUUGACUUUUCAAAAGAUGUAAUUCGUAUAGAAGAAGUCCCCCUAAGAAUCAAUGAAUUUUCUAAAUCUGGAGAAAUGCCGGUGGAAGUGAGUCUUUUGCCUCUUCAGGAGCGUGAAGACAGAGUUGAAGUAGAAGAGAAUGAUUCUGGAAGAGAUAUUUCUAGCCAAUCUAUUGGUCUUGCCACUCUUAUUUGUGCAGAUGGCACUCUCCGUGUUGUUGACCUAGCAACUCUUUCAGUUGUUGCUGAGGCUAUACCGAAUAGUGAUUCUAGAUUCGUGUCAGCCACAUAUUGCAACAAUUUAGAGAGAAUAUGCGUGUGCUCGGAGACAGGAAGUCUUCACUUCUACCCCUUACGCUGGAGCAAUUUAGAAAUGCUUUCCCACAUUUCUGGACCUUCUAAUAUGCAACCGAGUACUUCUUCCAGCCUUAAUGUGCCGCCGGACUGUUCUGCUCAGCUCAAUGAUCUUUUGGUCAAUAGCUCCUUAGGAAUCAAUGAACUAAGACAAUUGUUGGAGUUAACAUUGAGUGAAAAUCUCACUCCAUGUUAUGCUGCUACUGUUCCACCUUGUUGGUCUGAAAUAAUGCAAGCUCAAAAGCAAAGAAAGCAUCCCCAACACUUACAACAGGGAGAUGAUGCACAACACACUCGAACAUGGCGGUUGCAACGUGAUGUAACUACUUGGGAUGAACAUGUAUUUGAAAUCACACUUCCAAAGAGUUGCACUAUUGGUCAUGUUUGUUUCAAGUUCUCGUUCCAAUCUGCAUGUUCCUCAGCACCCAAUAUUCAAGUUACUUUAUUGAAACAGAAUGUUUCCGGAAUCGGGCAUAAACCACCAGCAAGUAUGCCUGUUGACAGUAAAAUUGAUUUUGGUAUUGGAUUUAAAGAUUCAUCAGAUAACCCAGUGAUGUCAGAAGAAUAUCUUAGAGCACAUAAUGCAGAGAUUUUGUGUGGUCCUGUGAAUCUUACUCAGUAUAUGGACUUGUCUGAGCAAGGGGGCUCUCUGACAUUAACAAGUCCAAAACUCAUGCAUACUCGUAGCAAAACUCUCCAACUUCAUCUAAAGGCCCUAUCAGUUGAUCUGCAAUCUCAAGUCCCACGCCCUGAAGAGAAAAUUCCCAAGAGAAGUAGAAAUGAAAGUAAUGCUGGCAGCAGUUCAAGUGCUAACAAUAGCAAUUUGAACUCCAAUUCAUGUCCAGGUGGUAAGCAACCAUUUUUCAUCUCAUCCACCGCAGCGUUUUCAAACCAUGGAAAGAAGUUUGACACAGUCAUGCCCAGUACGACCAAGAAGCCAGAAAACUUCCUUGGCUGUGAUUGGCUACAGGAGGUUUCUAUUGUCAUAAGACGUACCAAACAAACUUCUGUGCAGUUUGAAAGGAGCCAGCGAUAUGCAAUGCUAGAAUCAAAUUCCUUUAUUGAACGUCUUCUUGGUGUAGUUUGCUUGGAUGGUCCUGAUAAGACUCGCCCAGCCCAAAGUCUAGCAUUGGAUGUGCUGUGCUGGGUUGUUUCUGUUCGCCUUAGUCCUCACUCUAGUGGAGGUUUAGAUGUAGGUGAUGCAAAACUCCAACAACAACAACUGGAAGUGGGCAGGAUUAUCAAAUCUCACAUUAUGGAACUAAUACAUCAUUGUUUCAUUCUUGGAGCACGCAGCAUUGCUCACAAGUGCCUUAAGUUCAUUCUUGUUUGCAUAAAAGGCAUUCAAAGUGUGAAUGAAACGGAGGGACUAGCAUUAGAAAAAGCUGUACUGGAAGCUUUAAUGGAGUGGUUACCAACAAUAGGGGCUACAAAAUCAGCCGGGGCUCUUAGAUGGUUUUUGUUGCUUCUUAUGCGUGUAUCGCCCUUGGACUCUGAUGGUGUCAUUGGAAGAGAAUGUGUUUUCCUUCUCACUCUUGUUGCUGGAGAACUUAGUAAUAGAACUAACCCUUAUCAUUUGCUGCUUAGGUCAAGGUUUGGUCUGUAUGGCACACCCUUUGAACCCGAGCUGUUUGAUGUUGAUCCUCCUGUUUCUGGAAAAUCUACCUCAAUGCCCCUUACAUAUGCUUCAGUAGUGCAGGGUGACUCCAAUAUGAAUACCACGACAACUGGUGCUAGUGGAUCUGGAAUUGGAGGUGAAAACUUGGACUUGCGGGAAUUAUUGAAUGUUCCAGUUUUAGAUAAAUCUAGCACCAGCAACUCUGGCUCAAUAGGAAGCUGCACCAACUCAUGCACUUACCCGGGCAACAGCAGUUCUGGAGGCAGCACAAGUUUCCGUCUGAAGGGACUUGCAUCCAAUCAUUACAUGAAAGGUCUUUUGGAAGUUGAACCUCUGCAUUACACUUGCCACGCUGCAAGUGAUGGCACAAAGCUUGAGAAAAUUGAGCCAGGUUGUGGUUGCUCAAUCCCAGUUAGUAAUUUUAUUACACUAGGCACAUCAGGAACGAAGAAAGCUGCGGAUGGCGAUUUUAUGUGUUUCUGCCUUGGAAAGGAGUUGGCUGAAGAUAAAUGGGAAGAGAUAUCAGACAAAAUGCUCACUGCUGCAUUGAUGGAAUCUUCUAGACUAUCCACUGUCUACAAAGGGGAGCAGGUGAAACCACUUGGCAUGCUGAGUCAAGAAGGGGAGAGUAGUUCUGCCUCUUCACAACAGUCAUCUACCAAUUCUAGCCCCUGGUUACCGCAAGAUACAGUCAUGAAUGAAAAAUUACUGUCCCCAUUAAAUUCCCAAACCCAGGCUCCCACACUUAGUAAAUCUGACUGUGAUGCUAAGACUGCAUUUGAAGAGGACAAUGAGAUGCCAUCUUGUUCAACAAAGACUGCAGAUGAUAAGAAGAAUGAAGAUUUGUCAACACUCAAUGUACCAUGGCAGCAACUUUUGGUUCCUCCACCCCAACAGACAGUAGUUAUUGAGCGUAUGCACUCAGGUGCCCGAAGAUUUGUUGUUCUGGACUUUGGUGCUCCAGUCAUGCUUACUGACAUGAUAGUGCCAGCCUGUUGUGAUUUAGUGCUACUGUCUGUGGAUGUGUGGCUUUGUAGUGAAGAGCAGGAUGGCCAAAGGCUAGUAGUUGCAUCUGACAUUGCAACCAAGGCUUUAGUGCUCAGUGACCUCCAACCCCCUCCUAUCUGUCGAUAUUUGAAAAUAACUACUAUUGGCCGUUAUGGCAUGACCACUACUAAGUGCAAAAUUCCAAUAGGUUCAUUUUUUGGGCACACAAUGAUCUUACCAGGAGAAAGUGGCCCAGAUAAUCCUGUUAUUCCUCUAUUAUCAGAAUCCAAUUUGCAGGCGCAAAUUGGUGUACUUGGAUCCUUGCUAGAAGAUAUUCACUGUCGGUAUGCGCUAGCUUGUUCUCGAUUAAGAGAGCUCCUUUCGCCUCUUCUACAAGCCGAAACUCCAAAUGCAGCGCACAUGUACUGCUAUUUACAAAGAGCUCGUGAUUUGGAUAGACAGAUUUCUUUUAACCUUGACACAUCUAAUCAAAAAGUUUUCUCAGCUUAUCAGGAGUGUAUUACAUUCCAGCACCAAUUAAAUGUAGUUCGUAGUGUAAUGGCUCGCUUAGAGACAGCUUGUAAUCCUGGCAGUGAACGUCUUGCCCAUGAUUCUAAUUACCAUCAGUAUUUUGUGAAAGCUUCAACCGAUAAGCUGCGUGUUUUAGGAGAGGGCUUGCUGGAUGUAUUGCUGUAUCUUGGAUCUCUUCCCAUGUACACAUUUUCAUCACAAGAAUUUUCUUGUUUGGAUCGUUCUGUUUGCGAAAAUUUAUUUUACUGGCUCUGUGUUGGACAAGACACUCGAAUGCAACUGUCCUCAGCUACUUUGUUAGUAAGACUCUGUGCAUCCCAACCGUGGUGGGGUCAAUUUCUGGCAGAGACCAUGGCAAAUUUAUUCAGCUCUAACAACAGUGCAGUAUUUCCUCAAGAUAGGGUUUUUAUUAUUUUGGCGUAUUUAGGUCGAAAGUCCUUGACUCUAUCCUCAGCAAGAAUGCCCGUUAUGGAAUCUGUUAUGGGAAUGCUGGGAAGUUUAUUAGAACCUCUAUGCAAUGGGAAUGAAACUCAGCCACUAAGAUCAAAUACUGAUCUUUCGUUGGUUGGUUGGGCUCUUCUCUUUGUUUCCCAGUGCCUUGAGAUUGGCUCUGUUUCUCGGGAUGAUGAAGACAAGUCUAACAAAGAUCAAGGUCAACAGAACCGCUGGGACUUCAUUCAAGGAGAAGUUGCCAUGCAGAAGCGAGCUGCUGCUGGGGGAGGACGGAGCCGAGCCAACUACCUCCGCACGAAGCGCAUAUUAGUAAAGCAGCAGUUCAGUGGCUUCCAUGACGUUCUAGAAACCAUGAAAAAUAAGUCUAGUCCAUAUGAUGCUAGCAAUGAUGUGAAGUCCCAUGAAUCUGUGUCCAAGGCUAAACUAAAGCCUCAGGAAAUGUACAUUAAAAAAGUACUCAAGCAUCCUCUAGUUAAUCAUCUGAAGGAAACCCCAGCGCUACGAAUGGUUGAUGCCAGCAAACGAGGCUGGGGUGGAGGACCACGCCGAAAUAUGGCGAGUUCUAGCAGCACUGGAGCAGAAUCCGAGUGCCCCUCUGAUAGUAGAGAGAACACCUUGCCAUUAACUCUACCUCAAGCACAGUGUCUUCCUGUUGCCAGGGGUUUAAUUGCAUUAAUACUACACAUGGACUUUACGUGCAACAUUGAUAUGUUUUUACUGGCAUGUAAAGUCUUAGCCAGAAUAGUUUGGUGUUCAAGACCUGCCCUUCCUCUUGGACAUUUGAUGUCCAAUGAGCAGCUUUCGAAACUUGUCCGCAUGGCUGUCUGGCAAGAUCCCCAUCAGACGUCAUGGGGUGGUCCAUGGGCAGCUCAUGCCAUCACAUGCCUCUUGCAAGAUAUCCUUGACGGUGUGCGGUCCACGUCCCAGGCAGCAAGCAGGGAAUGUAGCCCUGCAGACGAUGGAUCUGAUAACAAACCAGGCACAAGUCAAUCAACUAAUGCUCAGAGUACAACUUACGAAAAGUUGAGAGUAUAUGCCAAGGGAUGUGCUAGUGCGUCAUCAUCUGGUGCAUCUACUUCUGCAGCAGAAUCAAGUCCUCAUCUAGCCGCUGCUGCAACUGAACCAGCUUCAGACGAACCCAUAACACCAGAAACUCCAGUGGAUAUAAUGAGUUCAGUUUCCAGCCCUUUCAUUCCAACAGCCCCCAAGAAAGGUUUCCCAAAGUUGAAAGGGGGAUCGUCAUCUUGGGCAAAGGCAGUUGCCGGAACAAGUUCUAUUGCAGAACUGCUUGACUAUAUUGCAGACAAUGAGGGACCAAAUAUGGAUGGAACAGAGGAUAUGGUUGCUGAAGACUGCCCUGAUGCAGCAGUUUCACAGCCAGGUGGUUCGGGCAGUGGUAAAGGAAAUGGUAUGGUUGCGCUUGAAUCUGAUGAUAGUGAGCUGGAUGAUUUCUUGGAUGAUAUUUUGGAACAUGGGCGCAAUAUGUUGAGAAAAGGAAGCAGUUCACGAACCUCUAUUGUUGCCUCAACUAAAGCUGGAUGUAUUUCAACCGCAAUGGAUGCUCGACUUGAUUUUGCUGUGGACUGUCAUGCAGAGGUGUUAAUCAGAAGACUGUCAAUGCUUGGAGCAUACAAUCUUCCUCACAGUGUAAAUGCAGUUUUCCCCUCAUGCAGUGAGGGAGAAAAACCUUCAUCCCCAGGAACUUGGCCUCAGCCAGAGAAUGAACCAACUGCUAGUCACAACAUGCUUAUUGCCUGCUUUGACAAAAUAUUCGUUGAAUUGAGAAUUCAGGGAACCUGGACAACUUUGGAACAAGCUCUGCAACUCUGGUUGACAUUGAACUCAGAAACUAAUUUUGAUUCUGGUGUGCACCACUUUGAUCCAUCAUCUUGUCCAACCAUUGGAUUAAGUCCUGAAGCAAUCCAUAGUUUAUUUGCUGCACUCAUGUUCCAACCUGAAAUGUCCGUGAGAACUUGGUGUUUGGCAUUCCAAUGCCUAACUCAACUUUCGAAUACACCGUGCUCUGAAGCUGUUGCUCAGUGGGGCUCUAGAGUAUCCCAGGGCAUGACACAUGUUAUAUCUAAUGAUCCAAUGUUUACAUCCGUACUUGAUCGGUUUUUAUCUGGUUGUGGACUUACUUCUGGAAACUCUGAUGUUGGUCCAACUGUUUGUGGAGCCAUGCGGGACCUUUUGGUGAGAUUAAUGGUUCGUACAGAUUCUCGACCAGUUCGUAGGGCAUCAACAUGGAUGUCUUCCCAACUAUUACAUUUAGCAAAUACAUUAGUUCGUUCCAAUGGAGCAAUACCUAAACGCCAUGGCCCUCUUGAUGCUCAAUUUGCAUUCUUUAACCUGCUUCUUGGCUUCAACCUUGUGACAAACGUUGAUACCACUGUUGUAAUGAGUUAUCUAGAAUCCGUUGGUGCUCUUGUACACCAUUUCAUCAUGACAUCUGAGAAAGUGCGUCGGCGCAGUGUUACUGAGACAAAUCAAAGUUCAUCAAUGUGUUUUGGUGGUCUCUUGUCUCAUGUCAUUGGAGGUGAAGCCAAAGCAUUGAAAGGUUCUUCUUGGGACAAUCUGUUAUGUUCAGUUUUAAAACUUGCGUGCACCCUAGUCCAAAACCCUUUGAAAACAGAAUCAGUGUCGUCUUCAGAAAGUGCUGAGGCUUCAAGCUCUACCAUGAUACCAAAUAUUCCAGAUGACAUGUGUCAGACAGAUGAACACAAAGCCAAAACUAUGGGAAGUGGUACAAACACAGCACAGUCGUUGCCACGCAUACCAUGCAUCGCUGACUUAGUUCUGAAAAAUCAGCUCACUAUGGCCAGGCUGCUCAGUGCCCUUGCAGGCUGUGUGGGCUCCCCACUUGCAGUGCUUUUGGGGACAAGUGGUGAAAGAGAUGCCAUCGAACCUCGAGCUCUUUCCACUGCCCUAUCUGGGGAACCAAUAUCUGUAGGAGAUGGAAUAUUUCACUUCCUUCACAUUUUAUGCAAGAAGGUGUCUAACGCGCAACUGCUGUUGCAACCCUUACUCAACUUCCUUGUUGCAAUCCGAGAAGGUUCACCAAUUGUUGCUGGUCAGUCAUCAGGGCUAUUACAGCUCUCGGAACCUCUAUUGUGGUUUAUUAUGAAAGCUUUAGAUUCGCCUGAAACUUUAAAUCUUUUCAAUAACAUGGGAGGCACAAAGGUGAUUUGUGAAAACCUAUUACAUUGUAGCCAAAAACUUGUUAGCUCACAUCCCAGUCUGGUUUCAGUAGUAAUGCAACAUUUAAGUAGAGGUGCACCCACAAACCCAAAUGUUAAUAAGAAAGUUGCUGUUCCACAAGAAUCCUUUGAAGGGUUGCAAAAUUUUGCUCCACUUGGAUCUAUUAGCUCAAGUAGCACUACUGCUCAACCUGCUGACGUUCUUAUUCAGUCGUUCCCCUCACAUAGAAGAGCUCGCACACCAGCAUGGUCGUAUCAUUUCUAUCCAGAUGAAUUGUACAUGGACCUCACUCUACGAUUGCCAUGUGCUGUAUUAUUGAAGGAAAUUCAGCUCCAACCACACUUAACAUCUCUUGCCACUUGUCCUUCUGCUGUUGGUCUUGAGGCUUCAAGAGAUGGAACUUCACCCCUUGUUCCACUUUGUUCACCAUUGCCAACAAGUGGAAUGACAUUUGUCCGACUGACUUUAGAUCGACCAGAAGUUGUUACCUGUGUGUUGCUCCGCCUGUACCGUCCUCAUGAUUCUGCCAGCAUUGGACUUUCUCAGGUUCGGCUGCUUGGCUCAACAACUUUUGGUGAGACAGCAUAUCUUGGGGUGGCUUCGACUUCUACAUCAUUGCCUAGUUGUGUCAAAAAAUCGUGUGGAUCUGCGAAAUUCUGUGGUUGCAUCAGCUGCUGCUUUACCAGGGCUAUUGGAUGCGUGUGCUGGUUUAUUGCUGAUACCGGCUCCUGCUCCACCUCUUAUGACAACUGCUCUAGAGCAUGUUUUACUACAUUUGGGCCUGCACUCACAAGAACUUGGCCUGAAGCUCCUGCAGGAUUUGUUGCGCUCAUCACUCCACUCUCAGUUGAGUAUGUCACCUCCCAUGGGCGCUGAUUCAGUUGUCGAUCUUCUCUUUCUCCUGGGAACUGAACAAGAUGAACAUUCGAGUGCACGAGUAGCAACUAUGUUGUCCUGGCUCCAAGAAACUGCAUCUGCAGCUUUAGAACCACACCCUGGCACAUCCAAGAGCUCACCUUGUUGGGCCAGUGACAUUCCCGCGAGUGCUGCUUGCAUUCACAGCAUUGCUGCCGUAUUGUGGCGGUUGCACACUUGCGGAGCCGGCUAUGAUCUCUCUGUGCUUCUCUCACCUCAAUUAUUCACUGACGUUUAUCAGUGGACUCUACUUCUCCCAGUUAAAAGUGGAGUGAAGGCUGCACUGGAUGCUAUUUUAUGCUCCAUGUGCUACAUUCAACCUGAACUGUUCCCUGCAUUACUGCGAACAAUUGGGGCAGUUGCACCAGGCAACAAUGUAAAUGCAUCUGUAUCAGAUGAUACUAAGGAUAUGGAUCAUGAUGAGGGUGGAGCCAUGACAGAUGACAGAAAGCAGUUGGAUGCUUGGUCUAGUAACAUCCAUCUAUCUGAGGGGCAACUUAUGACCAUUGCCAUGGUGUCUCAAUCACCUCCUGCUGUGAAACAUUUGCUAGGAUCUGGUCUGCUGAGUUUCUUAUCAAGCAGCUUGUUGGAUUUCUGUGUUCAUGCUCAAGAGAAAGAAUAUCUCUUACGCAAAGUUGAUGUGCAGACAUCACUCCUCACCGAUGCAGACAAGGCUGUGGAUGAAAAAAAUGAUGAUAGCCUUUUGUCAGUGAUCACUAUGGCAAGCAUAUUGAAACUGUUUGCAGAACUUUGUUAUGAGGGAGAGCUUCGAAAUUGGUUUGGAUCUCCUGAUGGAUCAGUUUUCUGGCUUCCGUUAUUAAGGCUAUUGUGCUACCGUAGUACUAAGCAAACAAGUAGCUUGCAACCUCAAAGUCAGGCAUAUGGAGAACUGGAAACUGCCACUAUCCAAUUUCUUACACGUGUUACUAGUCUACAUCCUGAUAAUCAAGAGCAACUGGCUAGGGUUUUGUGUGAUGUCAUUAGCCAACAGGAAGCUCGUCAUCACAAUGUUUCUUUCCUUCAUGGUAUAUCUGGAUUUGCACGGCGUUUGGUUUUGCAACUUCUUCUUGAAAGUGAAAAGAUACGUGUUUUAGUCAACUCAGAAGUUCCCUUGCAACGCCCUGACGGUGUUGGUAAUGCUGUUGGUUUGCGCCACCCUAGUCAUGGUGUUGGACACCGAAGUCAGGUUGUCAUUGUGAGUCAUUACACAACAUGUGCUGAACUAACUAAGCUUCUUGCUGGCAAUAACACCUUAGGGCCAUUGUUGGGUGAAAAAACUCAACCUGACCCAAGCAGUUCUUCUGCUGCUAGUGGUAUUAACAAAGCUCAAAUGCGAACAUUCAAAGACUUUGAAUACCUUUGUUAUUCGGAUCCGCUGUUUGCUGCUGGUUUCACUGCCAAAGACAAACGUUCUAAAGAAGCCAAAAAUGCAGCAACCCGCGGACCUUAUGCCAAAAAAACAAGGAUCAGCGACUCAGGUGGUGGCAGCUCUUUGUCUGCAAGUCUUGGGCUGUCUCCAGAAAGGUGGUUGGAACAGCCACAGUUACUGCCUCCAGGUGCUCCUCUUCCAGGAACCCUCACUGUUGGGCAAGUUCUCUUAGGUCUACAGGACCGGGGUAUUUCUGUUUGUUCUGCUAGUUUUGAGGUUACUUUGAAACAGAGCACAUCACCUCCCAGAGAUCACCCAGCUGGGCAGAUACUGUUCAAAUUGGUUCCAUACCCCACACCAUUGGAGGUAUUUGCCAAUCAUGGAGGAUUGGCACUUCUUGCUGAACACUUGCCCCUGGUCUACCCAGAGACAUUAAGGUAUAAUACCCAAGAAAAGCCUCAGCAAACUGCAACAUCCCCUGAUGCGAUGGAUUCUGAUUGGGUUAAAGUUGAUGGCACCAACAUUGAUUUGUAUGAGGAGCUGGACGACUCCUCUUUAUUGGUUGGCUCAUCCACACCAAUUUCCCCUCACACCAAUCAGAGGGCGUCUGGUGCAAACUUGGUCCCGACAUCCGUCCCGCCCCAUUCCUUGGCUGCCUUCGGUCUAUUCCUGAGGCUGCCGGGCUACGCCGAGAUACUCCUCCGCGACCCCAAGAAGGCCCAGUGUUUGCUGCGUCUGGCUCUCGGCGUGAGCGACGACGGCGAGGGCGGCGACAUCCUGAGCCUGCCGCUGGCCUCGGUGCUGCCCACGCUGCCGUUCCAGAUCCUGCGGCAGCUGCUGGACGCCACGCCCCUGCACACGGACGACGGCGAGCUGCUGCGGCGCACGGCCAUGGACACUGGCGCAGUGCACCUGCUGCUCGCCUGCCUGUCCGUCUUCACGCACCAGCAGCAGGACAUCCACCUGCCCGGCGUGCAGCACGAGCUGGUGAUCGCCGCCACCAAGGCCGGCACGGCCGGUGGCGCCAAGGAGUCCACCAAGCCCGCCACCAAGUCGGACGACAAGUCUCAGCUGUACUGGGCCAAGGGCACGGGCUUCGGCACGGGCAGCACGGCGCAGUGCUGGAACGUGGAGCAAGCCCUGAUGCGCCAGCGCAGCGAGGAGGAGCACGUGACGGUGCUCAUGCAGGCCCUCUCGAGCUUCCUCAACCCCCGCGACCUGAUACCGCAGCGCUUCCACGAGCCGGAGCCGCUCAGCGAGGAGGACUCCGACUCGGACGGGCAGCCACAGUCGCGCCUGCCGCGCCUGCCCCAGCAGCUGUCGCCUCUGCUGCACAAGUCGUGCCUGCUUCCCGCAGUCUGCUCGUACCUGCGCAAUGACUCGGUGCUGGACAUGGCUCGCCACAUCCCGCUCUACCGGGCCGUGCUGCAGGUGUUGCGAGCACUGGCGGUCUGCCCGCAGCUGGCCCCGCUGUUGCUGCCCUCGGACCGCCGCCCUCGCCUGCGACACAGGCCCACCGGCGGCGCCAGGUCCGCGGGCCGCGGCGACUCGCUGUCUGCCAUCUGCUUGCUGACCAAGAUGAAGAGCUGCGUGGACACGUACGCGUCUCGGCUGAGGUUGAACCGGACCAAGGGCAGUCGCAAGAGCAGCAGUGCCGCCGCGGGCUCCGCGGGCUCCUCCUCGAGGCUCCCGAACAAGUUUGUCGAGGAUUGGGAGCAGGACGAAGGGCUGGCUCAGCUCAUUGCCGACAUCCAACACACGGCCAGCAUGGUGCAGAUUGCAACAGAUCGACUUUUAUUGGAUGAUGACGCUGAGGCAGCAAGCCGUGGACCACUCUCUGCUUCUGGGUCAGCUCUGAUUGAAUAUCCUAUCAAACGAUCUCUUGAAGAUCGUUAUUUGGAAGUUAUGCAAAAGCUACAGUUUGAUACCUUUGAAAUGAUUACUGAGAAUAGUGAAGGUGGCUAUCAGUUUGCCGUGUCUUACCACUUUGAGUCUAAUUUGAGAUCAGCUGGAGAACGUUGCCACCCCGCAAGAGUAAAAAGGCUGGCUCAAGAAACAGUUACCUUGUCUACUUCUCUACCUCUGUCAUAUAGUAGUUCAGUGUAUGUGAGAUGUGAUGCAGAUAGACUUGAUAUUAUGAAGGUGUUGAUUACUGGUCCUGCGGAUACUCCAUACGCUAAUGGAUGCUUUGAGUUUGAUGUUUAUUUCCCACCUGACUACCCUAAUUCACCAAUGCUUAUUAAUAUGGAAACUACAGGACACCAUACCAUCAGAUUCAACCCUAAUCUGUACAAUGAUGGUAAAGUUUGUUUAAGUGUCCUUAAUACAUGGCAUGGCCGUCCUGAAGAAAAGUGGAACGCUCAGACCUCAAGCUUCCUUCAGGUCUUGGUGUCAAUUCAAUCACUGAUUUUGGUGCCUGAACCGUAUUUCAAUGAACCUGGUUAUGAAAGAUCCAGAGGAACUCCAUCUGGUAAUCAAAGUUCAAGAGAGUAUAAUGCAAACAUUUGUACUGCAUCUGUUAAAUGGGCCAUGCUAGAGCAAGUCCGCAACCCCUGUCCGUGCUUCAAGGAGGUAAUACAUACUCAUUUCUGGUUUAAAAAACGAGAAAUAAUCAAACAAAUUCAACAAUGGAUAACUGAUAUGGAAAGUCAGGGUAAUGACCGAAGAAAUGGACGCACAAUUUCACUUAACACUAUUGCUCUCAAGCGUCACUUUGAGCAACUGAGAGAGGAGUUAAAUAAACUAAAACCACCACCUGGACAAGAGGACAUGGUUGAUCAGCUGGAGGCUGAAGAUGAAAGUACGCCUACGAAUUCAGUGUCACCUGCAGCGAUUUCACCAGCAACACUCACCCCUCACCCCACACCUGUGGCAGGACCCUCUCAACAAGCUGGACCUUCUGCUCCAUUUGAACAGAGUGAUGUUGAUACUGAUAUGGAGAUGGAAAAAAUUGUUUCUAAAGUUUGUGAAUAGAUCUCCAUGCUGUGGCAUUUUUUUCUAGAAACUCACAUUUGUUGACUAAAUGGUUAUGUAAAUAAGUAGUUGCAUUUUUCCUGUUAUAAGCUCUCAUGGUUCUCUUCAGAGUAAGAAAAAAGUGAUUUGCCUUGUUCUGUGAGUAAUCAUUCAUAACCAGACAGUGAUAUUUGAGUGAUAACUUGUAUUCUUUGAAAAUAAUUUGCAUUUAUUGUUGUAAUUUAUUAAAAUGUUCAAAGCAAUUAGUUACUCCAAAGAAUUCUAUAUAAUUGAAAAUGCAAAAUUAAAAUGUAUCACUGCAAACAUAUUGAUAGCUCAUCACUUGUUAUUCAUUUUAUACACAAAGACAUAAAGUUGAAUAAGUUAAGUCUCUACACAAAGCUUUUAUUGAGAACGUACAUUUUAAGUGUCAACUUCAUAAAAGGUUUGACUUCAAAAUUUUGUUAUUGUUUUAUUUUUAUCUUUGCACUCAUGAAGUAGAUUUCCAUAUGUUUAUCAGUGUAAUGGUUCGGUGAUAUUCCUGUUCUAAUAAUGAUCUUGUGUCUUUACUGACUUGUUUUUUGCUGGUGGGUCUCUGUAUGAAAGAACAGGAGAGGAUUUGUGUGUAUGUGUUUCUAACUAUAAAUGCAUAUUAAUAGAUAGAUCGUUUAAAGAAAAGUGUAAAUAUUUGAACAUGCUUUAGUAUUGUGCAGAAAUAGAGGGUGUCAAGUCAUUCUUAGUCAUCAUCUUUCCAACUAUGGUUCUUACUUUCAUGUUAAGUUAAUAUAAGUGUUUGUACUCUUUUUGACUGGAGAAAUUGAUCCAAAUCUGUUUGCACACACCUGCAUAAAUUUGUACAUAUGUAUUGUAAUAAAUUUCAAACAACUGUACAUAUACUUCUAUGGUGGUUCAGUAGUGUAGCCACCAAUUUAUUUAUGUCUAGGUGAACUAUUCAACAAAUUGUCAAAUUUUCUAUAUUUCUGUCCAUUGUUAUAUAUUCCACUCUGAUGAAAGCAUUGUCCAACUAACCCUUUUACUGAUUGCUUGGGAUAAACCAAGUACAAUUGACAUUGUGUGAUGUUUGCUUUCUGUGGUGGAUGUAAAUUAAUUAGUUUCAAUGUAUGAUUUUUGAUUAAAAUGUCCUGUGAUCACUAAACCCAGCCCAUUUUUUUCUCUUGUUUUUAUUGUUUUUUUGUUUGUUUUUUAUCUAGAUAAGAAUGACCAUGAAAAGCAAGAUUAAUUUCAAGAACCAAUGUUCAUAUCAUUAUUGCUUAUGAAAGAUCAUGGGAACGUACUGAUAAUUAUUGCCUGUAUUUUGUUUGGUAUGUGUUGUGUAGUUAUCUUCCACCCUUUUUUUUUCUGGGGUAGUCCAAAAUUCAAUAUUUUUAUGGGUCAUCCUUACUUUACAGCUUGCAGAGGCUGUGAGGAAAGCAAGGUGCCUGUAUGUAGUAUGGCCGUAACAUUUACAUUUCCUACUUAACAAUCAGACUUGUCGUGCAUCUGGAUUAAUAAUAAAGAUCGACGCAGUAAUUUCAUAGAAAAGUU